AUGAAGUCAUCGAUAUCGUUCAUUGGACUUGUGACUCUCUGUCUUCUCUCUACUGUUCAAUCGGAUAAUCAGAAUCUUCCGAAGACGGUGAUCGUGGAUAAGCAGACGAUUCUGGAGAUUGUGAAUAAUGAUCGGAGAGCGUAUGCCAAGGAGAGAGGGAUCACCAAUAUGCAUAAAUUGAUUUGGGACGAGAACCUCGCUCAGCUGGCUAGAAAUCGUGAUUCUUCUUCAGACAAGAAAACUAUGAGAGAAGCACGUAUCGAUGGAGAUGAAUAUACAGAGGAACAAGCUCAGAAGUACAGAAAUCAUUAUAAAAACGAGACUACCCUCCAGGAACUCCUGCAAGAUUAUAAGCAAUGGCAUAUGAUUGGAAUGGAGACGAUGAUUCCGAGUCAAAAGAAAAUCGGAUGUGCUCCAAAGCAUGUUGAGUCAAGCCAGGGAUUGAUAACCAAUACGCUGUGCUUUUUAGGACCAGAAGGCAACGGUGACUCGUUUACCGUCCCAAGAGGGAGCCCUGGCUCAAAAUGCUCCAAUGGCUACAAAAAUGAAGAUGGAUUGUGUGCUCUCCCUGCUGAAAACAACAAAAAAACUGAAAACACUGCGGAGGCGGCUAGAUUGAUCGGAACUACAGAGGAACCAGUGGAUAAUGGAUCUAAUCAAUAUUUUUCUUUUGGAUUUUUGGUGUUUUCUGUGAUUUUUGUGGUCUUGAGAGAAAUGUGA
Messenger RNA from Caenorhabditis remanei, 720 nucleotides. RefSeq lists its product as uncharacterized. Lineage: Eukaryota; Metazoa; Nematoda; Chromadorea; Rhabditida; Rhabditidae. Bases 1 to 720 code for a protein of 239 amino acids. The transcript has 3 exons. The record is from RefSeq and is a predicted model, not a curated record.